Salarias fasciatus (jewelled blenny) is the source of this 1733-nucleotide messenger RNA. RefSeq names its product doublecortin domain-containing protein 2-like. The transcript has 9 exons. The coding region runs from base 14 to 1708 and encodes 564 amino acids. The record is from RefSeq and is a predicted model, not a curated record. Gene Ontology annotation, cellular component: axoneme; microtubule organizing center; kinocilium. Gene Ontology annotation, biological process: intracellular signal transduction; cilium assembly; dendrite morphogenesis. NCBI's taxonomy places the organism in Eukaryota, Metazoa, Chordata, Actinopteri, Blenniiformes, Blenniidae.
UUUACGCACGAAGAUGAGCUCGGACAAGCCAAACUUUCUGUCCCAGCCCGUGGUGAAGAACGUGUUCAUGUACCGAAACGGCGAUCCGUACUACGAGGCUCGCCGGGUGGUGAUCAACCAUAAGCGGGUGUGUAAUUUUGAGACUCUGCUCAGAGAGGUGACCGCCGGGAUCCAGCCGCCGUUCGGAGCGGUGAGGAACAUCUACACGCCGAGGGGGGGCCACAAGGUGGACUGCCUGGACAGCCUGCAGAGCGGCGAGCAGUACGUGGCAGCCGGGAGGGAACGGUUCAAAAAGCUGGAUUAUCUGCAAAUUGGCUCCAAAAAGAAGAGGAUGUUGCAGACUCUUCCACUGCAGGCCAAGCCACUUCCACAGAAUAGAAUCAUUGUGUCUGCUCGAUUCUUGAAACCCAUCAAAGAACCCUGCACAAUAUUUGUGGUAGCAAACGGGGACAUCUUGGACCCUGCAGUGAGGCUGCUCGUCCACCAGAGGAUGCUGGGCCAGUUCGACAGGAUACUGGAAAUGAUCACAGAGAAGAUGGGACUGAAAAUCCUGGGCGGAGCGCGAAGUCUCUAUACAUAUGAAGGCCAGCAGGUGACUGAUGGGAACCAGCUGGAGAGCGGCCAGCUUUACGUGGCAGUGGGAAGAGAGAGGUUUAAGAAGCUUCCUUACAGCGAUCUGCUCUUCACCAAACCGAGAGGAACACGGCGGGUCAGAGGAAUGAAAGCUUAUUCUCUGCCGCCCAUCUACAGAUUCUCAAAGCAAAGUGGAAAUGGGAAGCCUGUAGUUCGCAGCAUUGACAGUGGAGAAGGAGAGUCCAAGGCCUCUCCUCCGAGCCAGGAUGGCAGCAACAAGGAGCACCUGUCCUCCAUCGUGAGGGAGAUCUCUCAGGCCAGACUGCUCUCCUUCAGGAAGAGGAAGAGCGGACAAAGCCUGACUCAGGGCACAUCCGACAACGAUGACCUGGAAUCAAAGGCUGACGAUGGAAACACUGUGGGCAAAACCAGCCAAGAGGAGCCAGCUAAAGAGAAACUUGAUGCGGAUGGUGCAAGCUCGGCCGAGGAGAGCGGCGAGAAGGCCGAGAGGAAAGAGGAAGCUCCCCCUGCAGACGCCACCAAAGAGGAGGAGAACGACGAGACGCAGACAAAUGGUGGAAAUGAGGGAGAAGGUGAAGCAGCAACAGAGGGGAAGGUGGAGGAGGUCGCGGCAGAGAGUAAGGAGGGAGACAAGAGUCAGGAGCAGGGGUCCAGCAGCACUAACAGUGAUAAGGACCAGGACAGUAACGAGAAGGAGGACGGGAGCCAUACAUCUUCUGAGGGAGAAAAGGUGCAAGAAAAAUCUGUAGAGGACAAGAAAGAUAAAGGCGGCAGCGAGGAAGAGAACGACGGCAAGGCCGACGCUAACGAUGCAGACACGGGGGAGAAGCAGGAAGAGAGCGAAAACACUGAAGAAGCCGGUAAAAGUCAGCCUGAUAACGAGACAAGAGAGAAAGUUAUCGAUGAAACCGGCAGCAGCGGUCACCAAGAAGAAAAUGGGAGCAAAGCGAAAGAAGAAACGAGCGAAGUUAGCACGGUGAACGGAGAGGUCAGUGCAGAGGAUGAGGUGGAAAGUGAAGCCGAGCUGAACUUGGAGGGAAAUAAUUCAGACGCAUCCAAAGAGGCUGCAGCCAAUGGAGAGAAGGAAGAGGUGGAUGACAAGAGCACAAAGUAGAUGAAAUGAUAAAAAAAAAAAAGAC